Messenger RNA from Panicum hallii, 1720 nucleotides. Its product is annotated as glutamate receptor 2.9-like. Gene Ontology annotation, cellular component: plasma membrane. The transcript is spliced from 5 exons. Lineage: Eukaryota; Viridiplantae; Streptophyta; Magnoliopsida; Poales; Poaceae. The record is from RefSeq and is a predicted model, not a curated record. The coding region runs from base 1 to 1704 and encodes 567 amino acids. Gene Ontology annotation, molecular function: signaling receptor activity; ligand-gated monoatomic ion channel activity.
AUGGUUGAUCGGACGAGGCGCAGGUUCGCCGCCGUCGUCGCUCCGCUCAUCAUCAUCAUCAUCUUGCUCGCGGCGACUCGGGGUGCAUCGGCGGCGGCGCGGCGAGCCGGCGUCGUGGACGACGAGACUAGCAGGAGCCGCGCCGCCGGGGUCUCCAUGGCAGCGGGGGAGGCCGCCGCCUACGUCAUGGCCGCCCUGCACACCUGUGGCUCACGCAGAGAUGCUACCAUCGAUCAGCUGCCGAAGUGUGCAGAAGCUACUGUGCCAAGGCGCUCUGUGAAGCUUAUUGCUGUGCCAAGAAAAUACGCCUUUAAAGAUUUUGUGAACGUCGCCAUCGAUAUAUUCAGGGCCGCUAUGGACAAGCUACAAUCUCCUCCAUGCUAUGAGUUAUGUGCCUUCAAUGGUACUUACGACGAGCUAGUACGGAAUGUAUCUGAAAGGGUGUUUGAUGGAGCAGUGGGUGAUGUGACCAUAACUGAUGACCGUGCCAGGAUUGUAGAUUUUACAAUGCCAUAUGCACCAUCUGGUGUGUCCUUGCUUGUGCUCGCUGACAAUGACUCCAAACCACCAAUCCAAUGGAUAUUCUUAAAGCCACUGACGAAGGAACUCUGGCUUACUACGGUGGGCUUCUUCUUCUUCACCGGCUUUGUUGUGUGGGUGAUCGAAUGGCCCAGGAAUCCAGUGUACCAAGGAUCAAGCGUGGCACAGUUCACCACCGCUUCGUACUUUGCUUUCUCCACCUUGACGUUUUCUCAUGGCCAGAUAAUCAGAAGCCCUCUGUCAAAAGUUGUUGUUGUGAUAUGGUGCUUCGCGGUGCUGGUUCUAGUGCAGAGCUACACUGCAAACUUGUCAUCCAUGCUCACUGCAAAGAGGCUCCGGCCAUCAGUGACUGGUCUCGACCAGCUGGUGAGCAAUGGUGAUAACAUCGGAUACCAAGAAGGAGCAUUUGUGCGAUCCUUUCUGAGAAAUAAAGGAGCUAAAGAUGAUAAGCUUAGGACCUUUAAGAAUCAAACAGGCUUUGCUGAAGCUUUGAGGAAGGGAUCCAAGAAAGAUGGAGUGUCAGCCAUCGUGGAUGAGAUCCCCUAUUUGUCCUAUUUCCUCUCCGAUAAAAACAAUAAAGAAUUCGUGAUGGGUGAGCGCCUGUACAAGACCCCUGGACUUGCGUUUGUGUUUCCGAGAGGUACUCCGCUGGUGCAUGAUCUCUCAAUUGCUAUCUUGAACCUAACCGGAGGGAACGAGAGCGCAAGAAUCGAACAGGAAUGGUUAGGCUCAGCUGCACAACUGAAAGGCGAUAGCACUCCGAUUACUGAUUCCACGCCUCUCACUCUGCGAAGCUUCUCUGGUCUCUUUGUCAUCACUGGAAGUGUCUCAGCUUCCAUUACGGUCAUAAGCAUCUCCAUAUCGGUCUAUGCCAAGUACUUCAGAGUGAGAGGUUCUGUAUCGCAAGACGAGAAUGGUGGAAGUGGGCGCCAUGAAGAAUUCAGAGCUCUGCAGAACGACACGGGCAAUGGCUUUGUGCCUGAUCAACUCCUCCAUCAUGAAGUCAGGGAUAACAGUUCCCAGGGUGCCCCUGGGAGUGGCGGAAGCACCGGUGACGAAGAGGCUGGUCCAGUGCAGGGUAGCAUGGCCAAUGGCUCUGUGCCUGAAGUUUGUAUCCGGAUCGAGAUGAGUGAUACUGGCCAAGGUGUGGGCAGGCGUCUGUAGGCACUAGGCAGCAGAU